AUGGAAGAGGUAGCACCCAGGAGAGUCACGAGCCCGUGUAGCGCCCGAGGCCGGGGUCGGGGUCGGGGUCAGCGGCGACCUCAUACCUGGGAGAUCUCUGACUCAGAUGGCGAAGGUGCCGCCCCUAGGGAGGUUGGUACGCACGUCUCGAGUACAGUAAGAGAGCACAGGGCUGCGGCCAAAGCGUUACGGGCGGAUCAGGUCCUGAGUCGUCUGGCAGUGUGCGUGGAUCCAGCUGUCCUGGAAGAUGCAGGCUCCGACAUCCUGAUGGAGGCGCUGGGCACGCUAGGGUGUGAAUGCCGCAUUGAGCCGCUGCGCCGGUCCCGCAGCCUGCAGUGGAGCGUUGUAAGGCCCGACCCAGCCCCUAGCAGUGUGCCUCUGGAGGCAUGGGCUGAGAAUGAACAGGAACAGUUGCUGCUGCUAGAACCCCAGGAGUUUCUUCAGAGUGCUAUGCAGCUGACCCAGAUCACAGGCCCACCUUGCUCCAUGCCCUGGCUUUCCCCCGACAGUCCCACCCGCCCCCACCUGGCUGUCAUUGGACUGGAUGCAUACCUGUGGUCUCACCAACCCAGUUCUCAGAAGACAUGGCAGCUAAAGAAGUCAAAGGACAGCCAUGCCAAGGUGGCCGUCAGCUGGCCUGAGGUGGAAGAGGCCUUGGUGCUGCUUCAACUCCACGAAAACCUGGAUGUGCUGCUGGUGGCCUCAUGGCAGGAGUUAAGUCAGUAUGUGUGUGCCUUCACCAAGGCCCUCUCUCAGCGCCCCUCUAAGCAGUACCGAGACUCCCUGGCCUUUUCCUUCUGCACAGCAGGACACUGGGCCUCAGGUCAGCGAGUGACCAAAGAUGGCUCUGGGCUCCGAGGAGUGUGGCGGCGGCAAGUCAGACAGUUCAAUCGGGUCAGCUCAGCUGUGGCUGAUGCUGUUGUCGCUGCCUUCCCCUCCCCCCGCCUUCUGCAACAGGCUCUACUGGACUGCAGCACUGAGCAGGAACGCCUGAGUCUCCUAGCUGACCUCCCUGUGAAGGUCCACAGAGGCAGGCAACCCCGCAGAGUGGGACCUGACAUCUCACGCCGCAUCUGUGUCUUCUUGACCACCACCAACCCUGACCUCCUGCUAGACCUGAGCUCUUGACCACACCUGUGACACCCUGGGGCUGCCUCCUGCCCAUCAACAGAAAAAGACACACCUGUCCAAGAGACUGACAGUCACUGAGAGGCAGGCGAGGUUUGGGCUCAUCCACCAUACUUUUUCCAGUCUGAGGGGUUCUCUGGUCAAUUUAAAGCAUCAUGGGAGGUGAGGGGAUAAGGGAAGCUACGGUGAACAGAAGAAUCUGGAGGUUAGUAGGCAGCAAGAGCCUUGGAGUGACUGGGGCUUCAGUGAGCCUUUAGCCUGAACUGAUUGCCAGAAGCCUGGUGGCAGGGCUGAGUGCCCAUGUGGGCACUUCCCACUCCCACUGUUUUCUGGACAGUUAGGGUGAAGCUGCAGGACAGACAGACACAGUGGAAGGUAAACCAUAGGCACAGGCAACUCAGGCCCUACUGAGGACUCUUUUAAUGUUAUAGCCUAUGGGAAUGAGACAAAACCCUUCGCAGGGCCCACUGAUAACUCUGUAAUGGGCAAGAGCUGACAACAUGCAGCUGCAAGUCAGGAAAACCUCAAAGCCCUGUGGGUUGGAAUAGCGCAUGUCCUCUUCCCUGGGCCAAGUGUAUCACUGAGUCAGCGAGCAUCCCAGGCUUGUAAUCUAGGUCCAGAAGUGUUUGGGCUGCUGUUCCCAGGACACACAGCAAUUCAGAGCACAAACAGGAGUGCUGCUUGCCUACCAGUACAUGCGGUAGAAUGGCCUCCACACUCCAUGGCCAACAAAGACUGUCCUGGCUUAAGGGAGAUGGGGGCAAGCCUAGACAGACCUCAGUCCUCCCUCUGCCACUGUCGCUACCGCUGCCCUGGAAGGCACAGGAGAAGGCAGUUGGUUCCAGCUGCAGCAGUCAGCUUCUUCUGCAGCGCUUCCUCUGACAGGGCCUGGUCUCAGGGCUCGCCGCACCAGUUGUGGCUGUGCCAGAAGGGGGCCCAGGCGACUUUCGGCGGUUGCAGUUCAUGCUCAGGACCCAGCCCAGCUUGUUAUGCAGCACUUGCUUGAGGCCAGGGGGCAAGGGCAGGCCCUCAAGGGUGUCCCCUGAGUUUGGCCUCAACUGGCGCAGGCGAUAGCAGCACAGGUAUUGCAGGGAGGUGGAGCUUGCACAGGAGCGGAUGACUUUCAUGCUGCUCUUGGCAGCUGUGGAGCACACCAUCGGGUAGAACCUUCUGUUUUGCAGCCGAGUGGCAGCUACUCCUAGAAGGAAAACUCAGCCUGAAGUGCCAUGUAGAUCAGAUGCCAGGGAGCUCCUCCCAUAAUGCACCAAGGUGAAGACCUCUUGCUACUCUGAAGAGAAGACAGCUCUAGCCUGCUAACCCCAGCUUGGCUUCAGCCCUGUCCACCCCUGAGAACGUCAGAUGACAGACUGCCUGACCCCACCCUAGAGGCUCCCUCUCCGGUCUCCAAGGUCAGGCUGAGACCUGGUCAUGAAGACACCCUCACCAAUGCACUUCCUGUUCUUGAAGAAUGUCAGUGUCCCGUGCCAGGCGUCCAAGUGUACGCCGAUAAUAGAGCCCUGGCCGAAGCGUGAAGAGAAGCUUGUCUUGUCACCUUUGUGAUGGAGGAGCCCUGGGAGCAGUAGAUGGGUAAGCCUGGGAGAGGUCUGUAGCAACUGCCAGCACUACCUACAACCCAGGCAAUACCCACCAGUGUAGGAGAGGCCCCAGCUGUCUUCGUCCCUGCCAAGCAGGCUGCAGAAUGUGUGGUGGUACUUGUCCAGGUCUACAUCUGAUGUCCCAAUGCCCACCAUCUGUAAACAUUGGGGCUGGGCUAGUUAGGGGCCUAUGGCAGGGCCCACGGCAGCUACCCUCUUGCCUAGCCAUUUACCAUGUCAGUGCCAUACACAGGAGAGGUCAUCUUGAUUUCCCAGAAAUGUUGGCCAUCCCCUAGCUCCUUAGUGCCCCGAAUGGCUGCCGUGCCACAGCUGUACUCCAUGUGAAAGCUGACCUUACGGUUAUCACAGCUCAGCAAGGUGGCCGAGGACUUGUUCAGAUCAUCCCAGACCCAAUCAAAAUCUGUGAGACAGGGUGCAAACAAGGCAGAGCUGGAGCAAAGCAGUACCUGCCCAGUGGCCCCCUACCCCACCCCUGGGGAGGUGACAGGACACUCACCCUCAUCCUCCUCACCACAACGGCAGUCCUUGCCACGGUGUGUUGUGUGUAGACUGUUGCAGAAGGUAGCCUCAUUCUGGCCCUCACAGUCACAGAAGGACUCUCCUGUCACAGGCACAGCACUGGGGAUGGAUGGUGGCAGGGAAGAGUACUCAGGGUCAGAGUCUGAGUCGCUGUGCUGGGAGGGAAGGGGCAGAUUGCUCUAUUUAUGGCAGCUUCCCCAUAGCCAGGCUACCUGAUCCCUUCUCAUAUCCACCGGAGAAGAACCCAGACACCUCAUGGGGUUCUCCAGUGCCCAGCAUAAGCAACCUCAGUGCUAAAACUGACUUCUAUGCCUGAAAGAGUACAGUGACCUGGGGAGGUGGCCUGAGGGUGACCACUGCUCCCUCAGCUUCUUAAUGGAACUCUGAAACUCAAUAUACAGCUUUUAGCCCCAUUUUGGCAUAGCUAGAAACCCACAUGAGAUGGGGCUCUCCAACACCUCCCUCUAGGUAGCUCAAGGUCUCCUAAGCCACGGAGCUGGUGCUGUCAGUAAGGUCUAACAUCCAGCUCUUCAUAGCCCUAAGACCUAAGCCUUAGGAUGUGUGUUCCCACCCCAUACAAGGUCACUGAAGGCAAAAGGAACACACUUAAUGAGUCCUAAUGGACUAGUGUGGCUGCUUCAAGCCCCAGCUGCAGCAAACUCCUCCAAAGGUGCAGUCCUUGGGGCUUGAGUUCAGUCCUCAGAGCCUGGUGGAGGUGUAAACAAAGCUAGGCUGGUCAAGUUCCAGCUAUUGACACUAUUCCUCUUCAGCUGCUCUGCAGACCCUUGGGUCCCUGUUUUGGUGCUUUAGGCUAGCUGGCUUGGCAGCCCUGGAAGCUUUGGCCUCUGCCUUCUUGAGCUGUCUGGCCCUGCCAUGCCCCACACAGGCCAUGACCCUUCUAUAACCUGAGCAGACGGCCACGUCAGUUCUACCAUCCACUCAAGAGUUACAUCUGUCUGGCCACAUGGCCAGCCCUGUUAUGGGUACCAGGUGAGCACUGCAUUCCCUAGAUGGGAGCACUCAGCCAACAAGAGCUUGGACCAGAUCUUUCACCCCAUAUUACUUCCAAAAUGCAGGGUCUCCACUAUCUUGUCCUCUGCUUGCAAUGUCACCAGCUCCUCGAGGAAGGUGCCAAAUCACAUGCCACAUCCCAAGAACAAUCAUGGUGGUUGGACAGUACCACCAGCAAGGAGAAAGUGGCCAGCAACAGACAGCUGAGGGGAGACUAGAAACUGACCUCCAACUGCAAGCUGUGGAGUAGUAACUCCACAAGGAGCCAGACAAAGGAUAUUUAGUCAACCAACGUGAACUUAAGCUCCUUGGAAGCCAACCAGAACAGCUAUCUUGCCUAAAGGAAAGGCUUAUACCCCAGAUAGAGCAGACCUUGUACACACUGACAGAGACAGGAUCACCUAAAGCCAAGGCACUGAAGCAAGAGUCAGGGUGAGUAGCUACCAAGGACAGGAGGGAGGAUAUUGUUCAACCCAACAAAGGGCCCAGGGACACCAGGAACUAACUGGCACCUGACAAAUGGCACUGCAAACUCAUCACUUGACAGGCGUGUGUGUCGCUGCUUCCAUCCCUCAGUGAUGACUGUGACACAGGAAGAGGCACAUAGGCUGCUCCAGGGUACAUUGUCAUUGGGUCUAGCUGAAAAUUUGGGCUGACCUCUCAAGUUCUGAAGCCCCCAAGGGUCUUGGACACUGCUGACCAAGUCAGUAAUCUAUGGCUUCCAAGUUUUCCUCACAAGCUGGUGAGGGACUCUGUGCUGCAGGGAGCCGUGACAUCAGUGUACAGGCAAUAAAGGGCAGAGCCAGAAUACCAAUCCAGUAUAGCAAGACAAAUCAGGAGCCACCCCCAGGAGCCUGGUCAGGUGCAUCAAGCUGGUAUGUGCCCUGUGCCUUGCAUUCCUGGGCCUCCCUGUGCCCAGAGUCUGCCACAAAAGAGAUCUUAGAAAUCUGAACUUCAAGAACUAUAGAUUUAAAAAAAAAAAAAAAAUGUUGAUGACCUGAGUUUGAUCGCAAGGGUAUCAAAUGGUAGGCGAGAACUGACCCACAUACUCAUCAGAGCACACAUGUGCCCACACAAUAAAUAAACUGCCUUAACUCCAAGGCCA
Phodopus roborovskii (desert hamster) is the source of this 5379-nucleotide messenger RNA. It is a transcript of the gene Eme2, whose product is annotated as essential meiotic structure-specific endonuclease subunit 2. Bases 1 to 1128 code for a protein of 375 amino acids. Gene Ontology annotation, molecular function: DNA binding; nuclease activity. Gene Ontology annotation, cellular component: Holliday junction resolvase complex; nucleus. The transcript has 8 exons. The record is from RefSeq and is a predicted model, not a curated record. Gene Ontology annotation, biological process: double-strand break repair; replication fork processing; resolution of meiotic recombination intermediates. Lineage: Eukaryota; Metazoa; Chordata; Mammalia; Rodentia; Cricetidae.